Messenger RNA from Engraulis encrasicolus (European anchovy), 4998 nucleotides. RefSeq names its product zinc finger and BTB domain containing 11 (gene zbtb11). Gene Ontology annotation, molecular function: DNA-binding transcription factor activity, RNA polymerase II-specific; protein binding. Gene Ontology annotation, biological process: regulation of transcription by RNA polymerase II. The transcript is spliced from 10 exons. Lineage: Eukaryota; Metazoa; Chordata; Actinopteri; Clupeiformes; Engraulidae. The record is from RefSeq and is a predicted model, not a curated record. Gene Ontology annotation, cellular component: nucleus. The coding region runs from base 500 to 4132 and encodes 1210 amino acids.
CACCAGAGAGGAUUUAUAGAUUUAUAACCCUAGGUAGAAAGGCUAUGGCAUCACUCUUGACUUAAAUUGAAAGAAAAAAAAAGGAUCCAUCAGAAUUCCAAAGGAGCUUGACGUUUUCACAUGGCAAACCUGUAUGGUUUGUGGUGAUCUGGUGGUAGAUACAAAAACACGACACGAUUAUGGGACUAUUCCCAUAGCAUGUCAAAUGUGUUUACAUCAUGUUCUGUCAGACACGCGACCAAAGACACUGGCCACCAUUAUUCACGCAACAUCCGGUUGUGCAGCAGCCAUUUUGUCUGUUCUUGCAAUUCCUCCCCACACGGUCAAGAACUGCAGUUCCCACUUAGAAAACAAUAACAAUAUUACUACUUAGGCCGAUUUAAUGGUACUUUAUGGACACGGAGAAGGGCUGAAAAAUCAAAUAGUUAUAUUUUGAGUUCGAGGAGGUCCCUCCUUUUGGCUUAGCCAUUUGCUGAGUAGAGCUUUAUUAGAGCGCGUUAUGUCGUGCGAGGAAAGCUACAUAGCCAUCCGGCGGUAUCUUACCGACGAGCGGGAGCCAUACGCACCAGGGACGCAUGGUAAUACAAAAAGAAAGAUUCGCAAGGCAGCAGCUUGUUAUGUUGUGCGAAAUGGAGUUCUGUAUUACCAGCGGCGACACAAAGGCCAACGCGAAUUCACCGAGCUGGAAGUUGUCCUACAGGACGGACGAAGGAAGGAACUUAUCGAUGAAGCUCACAUCGCUGCCGGAGGAGAACACCUCACCCAACAACAAACUUGGGAAACCAUCUCUCAAAAAUAUUGGUGGAGAGGUAUCCUGAAGCAAGUGAAGGACUACAUUAGGGAAUGUAGUCAGUGCCAAAGCAGACAGGACCGCAGCAGAGGAUACAGCGAGGAUGGCCACCUCCAAGGCUUCGGUGGGAGAGCAGCAAGACGCAGGCCCGUGGAUGUCAGCGAUGACGAGGAGGAGGAUGACACGGAGGAUUUGGACUUUGGUACCCAGCCUAGAUCGAAGAACUCUCGGGGAAACAAUAAGCAUGAAUUGGUUUUUGUGGAUUCAAAGGGGGUGGUGAAGCAGUUUUUGCACAAGCACGGCCAGUCCAUGAUGGACAAGCUGAACCUGCAGCGGGUCAACAACCAGUUCUGUGACAUCACCCUGCUGAUCGAGGGCGAGGAGUACCGUGCCCACAAGGCUGUGCUGGCCGCCUGCAGCGACUACUUCUACGAGCUGUUCAUCGAGAAGGGAGCGGUGGCCAGCCACGAAGCAGUCGUGGAUCUCUCGGGCUUCAGCAAAGCCAGCAUCCUGCCGCUGCUUGACUUUGCCUACACCUCCAACCUGACGUUCAACUUCUGCGUUAUGGCGGAGGUGGCCACGCUGGCGCGCCACCUGCUGAUGUCGGAGGUGCUGGAGAUCUGCGAGUCAGUGCACCGCAAGGUGGAGGAGCAGAAGCUCACCGUCUACCAGCGAGGUGACAUCCACACGGUGGUGUCGGCUCAGCCCCUGGCCGAGGAGGAGCAGCAGCCUGGAGCCGAGACCGACACCACCACCACCGCCAUCGCCGACGACCCCCAGCCCAACACCACCUACAUGGUCACCAUGCAGAGCGAUGGCCAGGCCGUGGUCACCCACAGUGGGGAGGCCGUGGCCACCGAGUCCCUGGCCGUCCUCGCGCACUCCCAGAUGGUAGCCGAGGCCGGGGAGUCCCUGGCUCUGCUGGCCCAGGCUGGGCAGGUGGGAGCGGGGGAGUCACUGACACUCAUGGCCCCCGGCGAGGACGGCGCUGCCGGCGAGACCAUGACGGUGAUCACGCACAGCGGGCAGGCGGGCUCAGGCGAGUCCCUGGCUGUGGUGCAGGCCUGCUGGAAGGUGGCGCCUGAGAGCAUGGACACGGGCCCGUAUAUCAUCAGCGUGGACUCUGGCAAAGCCUCCGAGCUGGUGCAGAUGAGCGCAGUGGCGCCCCCUGCUGACAAAGACCCUGCUAUUGAUACUGCAGCUUCUGCUGCUAUUGCUGUUGUGGAUACACAAGUGUUGCCUGCCCAGUCUGCCGAGCCUGACCCAGCGCCUCCUCCCCCCAAGCGGAAGCGAGGACGCCCAGCUAAGGUCAAACCUGAACUGCUACCUGUGGUGGAGCCAGAGGAGGUGAUGCCGGCUCCGGAGCCCGCCCUGCCCAGCGUGGAGGAGGAGCAGGAGAGCGCCUCGGACGACCCCAACCGGAGGAGGCUGAGGCAGCGCUCAGUGGGGAAGGGAGGCUACGUGCGCCUCCACAUGGGGCUGGACCAGGAGGAGGAGGAGGAGGACAAGAAGGCGCAGGGCACUCCAAUUUCCAGCACUGUCAAAAGACGAGGCCCACGUCCGGGCCUGAAGAGGAGCGAGGCGGAGGAAGCAGCGGCAGCAGCGGUGGCCUUGACCGAGGACGCUGCAGCUGCUGCUGCUUCUGUCUCAGAUGGGGCGGUGCAGGCGGAGGACCAGGAGGCAGCAAAACUGGUGGCCAAGGAGGAUGGACCAUCAUCAGCAGGACCAGGAGGAGAUGGAGGAGGAGGUGGUGAAGAGGAGGGAGGGGGUGCCCAAGGGAAGGCCUCAGAGAGCGCGGUGGACGGAGAGCACACUUGCGGCGAGUGCGGCAUGGUGUUCGAGCGGCGCUACGCACUCAUCAUGCACACACUGAAGCACGAGAAGACACGCGGAUUCAAGUGUGGGCUGUGCAACAAAGAGUUUCAGUAUGCGGCGUCGCUCCGGGCACACAUGGCCCGCCACAAGCACCGGAGCCAGCGGACGUCCUCUCUGCCCCGGCUGGCCGAGGGCGACUCCGCGGGCGGAGGAGAGGGAGGCGAGGCGGGCAAGGGGGCCAAGGAGCGCACCACGCGGGAGUUUGUCUGCGACAUCUGCGGCAAGACCAUGCCCAAGCUGUACUCGCUGCGCAUCCACAUGCUCAACCACACGGGCGUCCGGCCGCACGCCUGCCGCGUCUGCGGGAAGACCUUCGCCAACAAGCACAGCCUGAAGAUGCACCGCAUGCUGCACGAGAACGACAAGCAGUUCCUCUGCAGCAUCUGCAACAAAACCUUCGUCAGCAAGCGCAGCCUGGAGGACCACACCAGCCUGCACACAGGAGAAUCCAAGUACUUAUGCACAACGUGUGGGAAAUCGUUCCACAGAGCGUCCGGCUUGAGCAAGCACUUGAAAAGGCACCAGCCCAGGCCAGAGGUUCGAGAAUUCGAGUGUUCACACUGUGACAAGAGUUUCUAUGAGGCCAAAGACCUGCAGCAGCACAUGAACAAGCACCUGGGCCUCAAGCCGUUCCAGUGCCAGGUGUGUGGGAAGUGCUACAGCUGGAAGAAGGACUGGUACUCCCACGUCAAGUCCCACACGGUGGCCGAGCCCUACAGGUGUAACGUGUGUGGGAAGGAGUUCUUUGAGAAGGCGCUGUUCCGGCGGCACGUGAAGAAGGCCACGCACGGCAAGAAGGGCCGCAUCAAGCAGAACCUGGAGCGCGAGUGCGAACACUGCGGACGCAAGUUCACACAGCUCCGAGAGUACAGACGCCACAUGAACAACCACCAGGGCGUGAAGCCGUUCGAGUGCCUGACGUGCGGCGUGGCGUGGGCAGACGCGCGCUCCCUGAAGCGCCACGUGCGCACGCACACGGGCGAGCGCCCCUACGUGUGCCCCGUGUGCCAGGAGGCGCACAUCGACGCCCGCACCCUCCGCAAGCACAUGACCAAGCUGCACGGUGACUACCUGCCCGGCAAGAUCAUGCUGGAGAAGGACACGCUGCAGUUCCACAACCAGGGCACACAGGUGGAGCACGCCGUCAGCCUGCUGCCCCCGGAGCUGCCCCCCGAGCUCCGGCCCACACAGCCCGUCACCGUCCCCGGCACCGAGGAGAUCGAGACGGUCCUCAUCACCGAGGAGACGGUGGAGGCCAUGGAGGCGGCGCAGGCGGUGGCGGUGGCGGCGGUGGGUGCCGACGGGGUGGCGGCCACACUCUCGGACAGCAGCAUCAUGCAGGUGGUGAACUAUGUGCUGGCGCAGCAGGCGGGCGGCACCAAGCUGGAUGAGGUGGGCCCCGAACACGUCAUCCAGACCAUGGAGGUGGAGGUGGCACACGUGGCCGAGGUGGCGGAGGUGGAGUGAGCUGUGAGCUGCCGCCUGCUUCUCACUCACUCACCCACUUGACCCCAGUGGUGGUGGAAGUUCCUCAUCCAAUGCUGCAGUCCAGAGCAGUCAGCCGGAGAAAUGGAAGCCACACUGUGGAGGGAAGGAUGACUGAAGAGGCUGAAUGGUGGUGGGACUUUCAUCCAGCAAGCCAGUGCAGUCAGGCACUGAUGAGCCGGUAGCAGGCAGAGGAGUGGGGGGGGAGUAGAAAGUGACCACACUGGAAGGAAGGAUGAAUGAAUAGAUCUAAUUGAAUAACUGUUGGAGGUCAAAACAGCAUUUGAUGGCUCUGGUAUGCUGUUGGCAAGUUGCAAUCAGAAUGUAUUACAUGUAUAAAGAAAAUGUAUUUUCCCCCCACUGAAUUUGCUUCUCCCAAAUGGUACAAUGAUUGAGUAAAAGCAAGGAAGGGUUUCACUCUACAGACCUCCCCUUUUACCCUUUCAGUAUACACCCAUGUUUAUACGAGCGAAUGAUUGAGUGCUUGUAAAAGUUGUGUACAGUUUGUUUAUAGUCCCUAUUUUUUGAAUGCAGUGUUCCAUUUGAAACUGUUAUUUUCAGCAAUAGUGUUAAGGGUUUCUAAAUUAUUCACCAAAACCCCUUUGUAAAUUGUUUUCCCCCCUACCAUUUUGUUGGAGCUCUGUGCAUAUAGUGAAUGUGUGAGUGCGUGUUCCUCCUUGGUGUGUUUGUUGGACUGAAAGUAAAGCCCUAAGAGACUUGGCUGUAACAAUGCAGAAGGCUCCUUUGGGGUUAGUAUGGCUCAACACACUUGCACCCAGAUGUGUAUUUAGCAGAAGGAAAUGAGAACAAAAUAGCCAAAAUAAAGAGCUAUGACUGCAGGGAAAUGA